UUCCCUUCGUGUGAUUCCUUUCGAUGGCGGCGUUGUUGCUGUGUGUGGACCCCUAUACAGCUGGCUACGGGGCAGUCAAAUGUCUCGUAAAGGAAUUCCCUCCGCUUGCAAGUCAAAACAAAUCCCGCGUAUCUUUCGUAAUCGACGAGGUUUGUGCUCGAUCCGUAGUUGGCCGCAGUGUGAGGCCGGAAUCGCGAGCAGUCCGAUAGGUUACAAUCAAUUGAGCUUGUUGUCUGGCUCGCCGGAUGAGGACAAAAGAGAGGAAACGAGUAAAAAAGGAAAACAGGAGGAAGAGGCUAGGGACGACGAGGCUAUACGGUAUCGGGACAAGGUGUGGAUUGAGGAUAAUCAAGCGACGAGCGGUAGUGUUGCGGGUGAAUCGAACGUCGAUAUCGUUGAGAUCGGUAAAGCUGCCGAUGUCGAGACAGUAGCCGACAUCGAGAAAUGGUUGAAAACACGGUCGGAGUCGGUGUCGAGCAUGGAUCUCGACGCGAUCAAGUCCGGGGUCGAGGAGGGCGUCGACCGGUACCUGGGCGAGGAGCUCCAGCACGCUUUUCUGGAAAAGGACCCUGACGGCUUAUCCAUCGACAUUGACCUGUCUGACAAGAAGCUCAAUUUAGGUUAUGAUCCUUUGCUGCAGGAGCUUCAGAGUGAGAAGCUGCUUGACGAGAAGGAUAGCUUUAUAUUGCCAGAGUUUCAGCUGGAUCAUUUGGAUCCGCUCGCGUUGUCUCCGGAUGACAUGAUGGUGGCUGGUGAAAUUUUACCCUCGACCAGUGCUCAACCUGCUUUGAGCGUCCCCAACAGCAUAUGUACAGAAACUGUGCAAACCUCCCUGAUGAAGAAAGCCAUAACUCCAGAUAGCCAGGAAUUGCAGAACAAAUCUACCCAAGUUGUGGUGGAUGAUCUACGUUGCGUGGACAACACGACUAAAGAAAUUGAUCUGCAGAAGGACAGUGGCUUGUGUGAUGCUACAAAUCUCUAUACGCAGGAUGUUAAUUCUGAAAACACAGUGGACGAGCUGUCAGAUGCAAAAUUGGACGAAGAUGACUCUGAUAGUGCAGUAGUUGAACAAUUGAAAACGAAGUCUAAGGUAAAAUUGGAACCACGUAUUAUUAAGAAACGUAAGAAAAUGCCGGAUACGAUGGAAAAGAAAUUUAACAAUGAGAUUAGGAUAUCUGGGGAUGAUAUUGUAGAUACUGAGAAUGGUGUAAUGGCUGUGGUAGCCAUAUCGACGGAUAAAAUUUCAAAUAUGACACAAAUUGUUAUAAAUACCGGCACAGAGGAACAGAUCUAUCAAGGGAAAACUUCCGAACUUAUAGAAGCUACAGGAAAUUUUCCAAAAUUACCAAAAAUUGAAACCUCGACUGUGUGGAAUGGAACGGUGGAACAUACUGCGGAAAAUCCAAGCAAUCAACACGAAAUGAUAAUAUCCAAUGCCUUGGAAGAAUUAGGUAUCACAGACGAUAACUUGCAACCAAUAUCAGUUAAUGAGCAUGGAAAAAUAUGGCUUUGCCCGCGCGACGAUUGCAAUAGACAAUUUAGCAAACUUUAUGCUCUGAAAGGCCAUUUACUAGCACACUAUGGUGUGAGGCCCUUUAAGUGCGACUUUGAAGGAUGUGCCUGGGCAUUUUAUUCAGAAUUCAAACUCAAAAGACACAAAGAAACACACUUGAAACGCAAAGAUUAUGUUUGCGAAGUAGAAGGUUGUAAUCGCCGAUUCACUACGAUUUACAAUUUGUGGAGUCACGCGAAAUUGCAUACACGCCCAAAUAGAAUAGUAUGCCAAGUGCCAGACUGUCAAGAAAAGUUCCAGACGAAGAGAGCUCUGGAACUGCAUAUGAAGACUCAUGAUCAAAGCCAUGCUCCGUACGUUUGCAAACACGAGGGAUGUGGCAAAAGGUACUACAGUAGUAACGCUUUGACGUCACAUCAAAGAUGCCAUAGCUAUAAGGAGGUAGAUGUAAAAUGCUCGUGGCCGGGUUGUGGAAAAGUAUUCGAUAAGCCUUGUAGGUUGAAAGCGCAUAUACGUUCGCAUACAGGCUGUAAGCCUUAUCCUUGUACGUUUCAAGGUUGCCAGUGGGCAUUCUCUUCCUCUAGCAAAUUAAAGAGACACCAAAAGAAACACACUAACGAACGAAAGUUUGUGUGCGAUAUUCCAUCAUGUGGAAAAGCAUUCAUGAGGUCAGAGCAUCUCAAGGAGCACAGAUUGACUCACAAAGAGGGGAGGUACUUUCAAUGUUUUAUAUGUAACGCGAAAUUUUCUGCAAAAAGUAGUUUGUACGUUCACAUAAAGAAGCAUCAAGUUAAGGAAGAGGUAGAAAUAAAUUCGCACGACGAUGUCAAUAGUCGAUCCAAAAAAAUACCAUUGAUAAUAAAAUCAAAAAGAAAGUCAAUAGAUCUGAAUGUAAAUGUAUCUUGUCUGAAUACGUCUACGAAAAAAUCUGAUCGCGAUGAUACGAUAAUUGAAAAUAACGAUGAAAAUCAAACUAAAAACGAUAUAGUGCCUCCACGAGAUCCAUCUAAAACCUUAUAUCAUUGUCCAGUCGAAACGUGUACGCGUUCAUAUACCACAAAAGCCACGCUAAGAGCACACAUGUUAAAAGUACAUGGCACUCCUGUUGAAGAGUGUAAUAAAGCAGCUAAUAAAACGCCUGAAGAUUCCGUUUGUAACAUGGAUUACAUUUUAUAUACUACUCCGUCUGUAUCGGAGCCUACAGAGCAAAUGAUAAUGGUAGCACCGUGCGAUGCGGUUAUUCUCAGCACGCCCUCGGGAACAGAUCGCUCUCUUCCUGAACCGGAACCGCCACCUCUUAACAACUUAAUAAAAACAUCGGAAUCCUCGUCAAACACUGCUACGCACAAGCAAUUAUUCAAUCAACAUGUAAGAAAAGAUCAGGGCUCCGCACGGACUGAUUUGACGUUCUCCGACGUGUGGAAAUUAAAGAAGACGAAUGGUGCUGUAUUAGAUUCGGUCGUCGGAGCAUCCGAUGUUGUAUUAGGUACAAGUGAAUUAGAAGAGGGUUUGUUGCUCACUGAGGAAUUGCCUUCGAUGUAUUAUCAAGACGAUGUAGUGGGAACAGAGUAUCAGGUACUGUUGCUCGAUUCAGUAUCAUCAGAGAAUACAAUAAAUCUACGGGGACUUGAGUAAUGAUAUGUGACUGUGCUUUGGAAAUGGGUAAAAAAAAAAACUGAUCAUUGUUAUUUUCUAAUGUAGGCUAAGUUUUAAUAUGGUCUGUGAUCAAAGGCUCGUUUUGGCCUUACAUUCAUUUAUACUACAGUCCAUAAUUGCUUCAAAUCGUUAUUUUAUUAAUAAAUUAUUGCUAUUUUUCCAAAAA
Messenger RNA from Frieseomelitta varia, 3335 nucleotides. Its product is annotated as zinc finger Y-chromosomal protein 2-like. Bases 80 to 3148 code for a protein of 1022 amino acids. Gene Ontology annotation, cellular component: nucleus. Gene Ontology annotation, biological process: regulation of transcription by RNA polymerase II. The transcript has 2 exons. NCBI's taxonomy places the organism in Eukaryota, Metazoa, Arthropoda, Insecta, Hymenoptera, Apidae. The record is from RefSeq and is a predicted model, not a curated record.